This is a messenger RNA of Pundamilia nyererei, 1239 nucleotides long. Its product is annotated as spastin-like. Gene Ontology annotation, molecular function: ATP hydrolysis activity; ATP binding. Gene Ontology annotation, cellular component: microtubule cytoskeleton. NCBI's taxonomy places the organism in Eukaryota, Metazoa, Chordata, Actinopteri, Cichliformes, Cichlidae. The record is from RefSeq and is a predicted model, not a curated record.
AUGCCUCUGAUGACGAUGGUCCUCUUAGGGAACAUCCACAAAAAGGAAGAAGAGGGCUUAGAAUUACAGAAGGAGGCUGUGCAGUGGUACAAGAAAGGGAUUUCUGAGCUUGAAAGGGGUAUUGCAAUAGAGCUCACUGGGCAAGCUGGAGAGCAGUAUGACCGAGCAAAGAGACUUCAGGAUAAAAUGGUCACCAAACUCACCAUGGCAAAAGACAAGCUUACCCUUUUAGAGACGACACUAGCCUCUAAAAGGAGAAAUGACCCCCAAGGGACAUCACAUCAUGCGCCUUCACAGCCAAAGUCAGUUCCUAAAAGUCAACCCGCAGGUGUUUCCACCACCAUCAGACCCUCCACUUCUGUAAGACCUCCAUUAGGAAUAACUGAUGCAAAGAAAACCGCUCGGGUGGGAAAAACUCAGAAUGGAAGACCGGCAGCUGUGAAACAGCCCCCGAAGAGGGAUAUGAAAAAGAAUGUGGACAGUAAACUGGCCAGCUUAAUUAUGAAUGAAAUUGUAUACAGUGGAGCGACUGUGUCAUUUGAUGACAUCGCAGGGCAGGAUCUGGCAAAGCAAGCACUUCAAGAAAUUGUCAUCCUUCCUGCCUUAAGACCUGAUCUCUUUACUGGUCUGAGAGCUCCUGCACGUGGCUUGCUUUUAUUUGGCCCACCAGGAAAUGGGAAGACCAUGCUCGCCAAAGCAGUUGCUGCAGAGUCUAAUGCAACAUUCUUCAACAUCAGUGCUGCUAGUUUGACCUCCAAAUAUGUGGGAGAAGGCGAGAAGCUCGUAUGAGCACUCUUUGCAGUUGCAAGAGAGUUACAGCCCUCAGUAAUCUUCAUCGAUGAAGUGGACGGCUUGCUCUGUGAAAGGAGGGAGGGGGAGCACGACGCCUCUCGCCGUUUAAAAACUGAGUUCCUCAUUGAGUUUGACGGGUUGCAGUCAGGAAGGGAUGACAGGGUACUUGUAAUGGGAGCAACUAACAGGCCCCAGGAGCUCGAUGAAGCAAUAUUAAGGCACUUUGCAAAAAGAGUAUAUGUGACCUAGACAAGAUUUACGCUGCUGAAAAAUCUUUUGGGAACGCACGGGAGUCCACUGAGCCAAAACGAACUGUCCUGUCUUGCAAAAGUGACUGCAGGAUAUUCAGGGAGCGAUUUGACAGCAUUAGCCAAAGAUGCUGCACUUGGCCCAAUAAGAGAGUUGGGACCUGUUGUGUCCACACAUACUAUUACAUUUGUUCUGUAG